Messenger RNA from Aphanomyces astaci, 447 nucleotides. RefSeq lists its product as hypothetical. The transcript is spliced from 2 exons. Bases 1 to 447 code for a protein of 148 amino acids. NCBI's taxonomy places the organism in Eukaryota, Oomycota, Saprolegniomycetes, Saprolegniales, Verrucalvaceae. The record is from RefSeq and is a predicted model, not a curated record.
AUGAACGCAACCACCGUGCCCCAUAAAGCAGCCAUCCAAGGUUCCUUCCGAUCGAAGUCGACCUUGCGAACCUACCAGACCUAUCAAAACCAGUUUGCCAAGUUCUGUAAGGAUGUCAUCGCAAUCGACCCUGCCGGCGCGACACCAGGGGCAUGCACGGACUUUUUUCACCUCCUCUACAGCCUCAGCAAGACUGCCCGUACCGUCGACUCCGCCAAGACCGCGCUAGUCGCCUAUUUCCAAGCACUCAAAGUCGACCCAAACCCUGCCCGGGACGUUGAGUCCAACCAAUACGUAGUUGCCCAUCCACUGUCGGUGUACGAGCUGUCGUUGCUCGUAAACUCACUGGCCUCGCCCCACAUGUUUGUCGGGGCACUGUACCGGUUCCUUCUCUGUGCGAGCUAUAUUGGCUGUUUUCGCAUCAGCGAAAUGCUAAACCUGACGUGA